UACUUUUUCAGUUGAUUUUUUUUCCCAAAUAUUUUCAAAGUGUUAAAAGUGUAUUACAAAAGCAAAACGAAACUAUAUCAAACAAAAAAAUACAAGCUCAAGCAAAAAUUUGAACGAAAAAAUAACAAAAAGCUCAUAUCAAUUAUUGCUUCCGACACUGACCCCGCCACAAGUACAAACACAAAAGUUUGGCAAAAGUGUGACGAAAGUCGGAGUUACCAAAGGUUUAACAGUUACGCUCCAUUAUUAAAGUAUACAACUAAUACAAAACUGCAAAAUCCAAAUAAAAUGACAGACGUUUCGCAUGAGUUGGGCUCCCUCCGAUUUGUUGUGGAUUCACCACUCUCAUCGAAGGUGGCCAUGUUUAACAAUCAGGCGACACAGCACAAGCAGUCGCAGUUAUUGAAUCCAUUUUCGCAAGACGGACGUGCCUCAUCGCCAAAACCAACAUUUUCCAAGGAUCAGUAUGGCAAGCCACUAGCUGGCAGUUUGACUGAGAUGCGCGGUCAAAAGGCUAAUAUUCAUGUAAUGAAGGAAAUGGUUGAACUUUGUCAGAUCAUUAGUUCUGAGGGGUAUGAAGUAAAGGAUGAACCCACUAUGCGAGUAAUACCAUUUGGGGAGCUGUUCAAUAUCUACAACUAUAUUUCCGAUAAAGUGGUUGGCAUACUGCUCCGUGCACGCAAACAUAAGCUAGUUGAAUUUGAGGGAGAGAUGCUGUUUCAACGUCGUGACGAUGAUGUGCCCAUAUUUUUGCUCAAGCCUGUUGCCGAGAUCCGGCGCGAGCUAGAAGCCAAAAUCGAGGAUAUAAAACGAGCAACAAGUCCAGCGCCACAAUCGACGUCAGUGUUGCUUGAUAAGAGUGCACACGAGAAAAAACUUCAAGUGCAAAAGGAGCAGAAGCGCCAAUCCAAGUCGCGUACACCAUCGCCUGCAGUUAAAUCGAAAUCAACGUCACCAACGCCAACGCCAGCUGAGGCAAAGCCACCAUUACCACCGGCAGCAACACCAGUACCAACGCCAGUAGCAACGACUGUAGUAAUUGAAGCAAAGGACGCUUCAGCUCCGGUCAAACCAAGCGCAGAAAUCACAGUAACUGCUACGCCUGCUAUUAUUGUGGAGCAACCGCCUCUAAUUACAUCUCCAGCUGAUGAGACGUCAAAAGUAGCUGAGACAGACGACCCAGCAAUGAAAACAGCACAGGUAUCUAGUGAGCAAUCACCGCUAACAAAUGCUCCCCAAAAGGAUGUCCCUGUUACUGCUAUUGAAAGACAGGAACAACGUGAGUCCAUGAUCACCGAAAAACCCAAUACUAUUGCUGCCCUCGCCACCAUGCCGGUAACAAUACCAACAGAAAACGCCGCUGCCAACAAUGAUUUGCCCACUAUUGUAAUCGAAGCCUCUGCUGUGUUUGUCCGUACAGUCAGCGUAGACAACACCUCUACAAAAGGCUCAGAAGCAGCGCCUACGGAAACUGUCGGCUCUGUUAAUGCGGAUCCAGAUGGCAACAUCAACUAAAUUGUUUGAUACAACUCUCAACUAAAGAAGCGGCAGCUUUAAAUUGCAAUACUUUAGUUUAAAGCCCAUUUAGUUUAGUUUAUAAUUAGUGCUAACAUAUGUGUAUAGUAUAAUGUACAUACAUACAUAUGUAGAUAUGUAAGUAUGUACAUAUGUAUGUAUGUACAUACAACAUAUUUAUUUGCACAUUACUGAAGACAAGGAAGAAAGUACAUUCAUGUGUAGGUAUAUAUGUAUGUACAUACAUAUAUGUAUGUAUGUACGUCUGUAUACACAAUAUGUAUGAACAUACAUAUGUAUGUAAUAAAAUGAUCAGCUUAAUGUGUUUGACGCCCAAAGAAAUAAACAUAUUAUGCUAAAAAAAACCCAAACGUAAAAUAAAUGCUACCAUAGAUAGACACAGUAUUAUAUAAAACUCAUUUAUGCAUGAAUAUUAUAUAAUAUGCAGCAGUAUAAUAAAACAUACACAUGUACAAUAUGUACAUGCAUACACAUGCCCCAAUAA
Molecule: messenger RNA, 2020 nt
Organism: Scaptodrosophila lebanonensis
Lineage: Eukaryota; Metazoa; Arthropoda; Insecta; Diptera; Drosophilidae
Product: titin
Exons: 4
Coding region: 289-1515 (408 amino acids)
Biological process (GO): positive regulation of Rho protein signal transduction
Molecular function (GO): actin binding
Source: RefSeq, a predicted model, not a curated record